UAUGCUUAAGAUAAAUGUAAAACUCGAUAAGUCCAAAUCUAUUCCUCGUAUAUAUGCUCAUAGAACCAAUAAAUUUUGAAAACGAUAACAAUGGAUUGAACGAAUCACGAGACCGGACCCAGCAUUUUUUAACAAAAACACGUAGGUAAUCCCCUAUUGCUGAAAAUGUUACCUGGAAAAUCAGCUCGACGACAAAUUCUAGUAUUGCUUCCUUCAUACGUCAAUGGUAUAACAUCCGGAUGCAUAAUUGGCUGGACAGCAAAUGCAGUUUUCCUGCUGAAUCUACCCGAUGCUGAAAUCACAGCCAGUGCUGAAGAACUGUGGUGGAUUGUUUCGAUGAUGGAAAUUGGCAAAAUGAUAUUCUCCAUUCCUGCCGGAUUACUAGCUGAUAAAGUUGGCAAAGAGAAUAUUUUGACUAAUGUUGGACUGAUACAUUUCACCUCGUGGGUCAUGUUAUCCAUUUGCACAUCGAUACCGCUCGUGUGCUUUGCUAGAUUUCUAGCCGGAAUUGGCACAGCUCUACUAAACGCAACUGCAAUGGCCACAAUAGGUGAAAUCGCAUCUCCCGAAAUCCGCGGAACCUUAGCUACCCUCCAGCAAACAUGUGUCCUGCUAGGCAACCUCUCCCAAGCACUGAUCACAGCCAUCUAUCCAUCAUACAGUGUUCUCGCAUAUGUCGCCACCAUCAUCUCAUCCGUUUACUUCAUCACCAUGUAUUGGCUGAUCGAAACACCCAGUUCGCUCAUAAAAGCUGAAAAAUUUAACCAAGCCAAAAGCAAUCUAGCAUACCUGCGACCUGAUAAAACCCAAAAUGAAAUAGACCUAGAGUUUGAUCAACUCAAAACCUACAUCGAAGAAGAAAAUUUCCUAACACGUGAUACCAGUUGUUGGCAAAUUAUUACAACUAAAAACACCUUUAAACCGAUACUCAUCACAGCUAGUAUCAAUUUUUUCAUGUUAUUAACCGGUGUCUCGGUCGUACUCGCCUACAUCACUGAAAUAGUACCAUAUAAUAACAUAAUCGACAGGAAAUUCUACCCAUUGAUAAUCAUGUCCGUUUCUGUAUUUUCUUCUUUAACAACCAACCUAUUCAUUGAUAGAAUACCACGUCGAAUACUUUUCAUCACCGUUGCAAUAAUGAUAUUUUUCACUCAAGCCAGCAAUGGGCUAAUGUAUUAUUUCUAUACAGCUUUCGGCGUCAGUUCGUGCGCCUUUAUUUUUACAUUCGGUAAUUUAUUUUUCCGAGUGCUCUGGGCUUUCUUACUUUUACCUCUUAGUAGCGUAAUUAGGUCAGAAAUUUUCCCUCAGAAUGUUAAAGGUAUAGGGAAUGCGUUUUGUGAUAUGGCUCAAGCCAUGUCAAUCACUUUAACUUUUAAACUAUACGAAUGCAUGAAUUCGAACAAUCAAUUGACCGAUCUGUACUACAUUUUUGCCAUCAGUGCAAUCGUUAUGCUAGGAAUUGUGUAUUUUUAUUUGCCGGAAGGACGUGGAAAAUCAUUGGUAGAGAUACAGAAACAAGAAAUACAGAAAAUGGGCAAUUGAUGCGUAGUUCUAGAAAUAAGUUCCUAGUUAUCUUCAUAACUUCUUCUCUCUUUUUCUAAAGAAAAGAGAAUAUUUUGAGUCUCAUUUUUUACACAUGGUUGUUACAUUUUAAUAAAAUGACAUGAAACAUGA
Molecule: messenger RNA, 1674 nt
Organism: Planococcus citri (citrus mealybug)
Lineage: Eukaryota; Metazoa; Arthropoda; Insecta; Hemiptera; Pseudococcidae
Product: facilitated trehalose transporter Tret1-like
Exons: 3
Coding region: 166-1542 (458 amino acids)
Biological process (GO): transmembrane transport
Cellular component (GO): membrane
Molecular function (GO): transmembrane transporter activity
Source: RefSeq, a predicted model, not a curated record